AUGAAUAGUAUAAAGGGUUCUGCUAAGGAAUUGUUUAAACAUUUAAAAGACGAGCUCAUACAACAAAAUAAUACUUACUCAUAUGAUGAGGACUCUAAUAUAAUUUCUUCUACUCAUUCCAAUGAUGAAGAAUACUAUGAGGACAUAAAAUAUUUAAAAAAAGAACAAUUAAAAGCAUAUAUAUGUAAAUUGAGAAAGGAACUAAGAAAUUAUAAAAUGAGAGAAUUACAUUUACUUAGUGAAAUAAAAUAUUUAAAAAGAAAAGUCACAAGACUCAAUGAUUUGAUAGAACAUGAUAAUAUAUUAUUAAGAGGGAAUAGAAAAGGUAGUAAUUCUUUAAAAUAUUAUGAUGAUAACUAUAGUAAUAAAUCGUAUGAACAAGGUGGAGAAAUAUCUUCUUGUUAUAUGAAAACAUCAGAAGGAAAAUAUUUAAUAAAAAAGAACAGGUUUUUAUAUGAUAGUAAAAAUACAAUUCAUAAUUUUCAUAAAAAACAUAGAGAUUUUUCUAUUAAUAGUAUAAAUGAAAGUAUAAAUAAUUGUCGAAGAAAUAGAUCUAUGUCGAAUACAUUAUUAUAUAAACAAAGCAAACAACAAAACAAACAACAACAUCAACGUCAAGGAGGAAAAGGUUGGGGAUUAGAAUUAGGAAGGGAAGAAGACAGUAGUAAUAUGUUACAUAAUAUUACAAGUAAAUCUGUUUAUUCUUUAAAAAAUAUAAAUGGAUAUAAUAAUGAUAAUAUUAAUACAAUUCUUUAUAGGAAUAAGUAUAACAGUAAUAAUUCAACAUCAUCUUAUUAUAUUAAUAAUAAUAAUAAUAAUAUGAAAAGAUAUAAUAGUUCAACAUCUUUACUAUGUAGUAAUAAAAAUAUAAACUUAUCAAGAAAAAGUCUUAUAAGUAAUACAAUGCAUAAUAAUAAAACAAAUAAUAUUUUUUCAUCAAAUAGAAGCCUUGCCUCUUUUUCAAAAUAUGAAUUGAAACAGCACCUUAUUAGUAACAGUAAACAUAAAAGAGAUAAUUUGUUAACAAAUAAAAUUAACCAUAACAUAACAAGAGAUAUACAAAAUUAUCAUAAGACUCGACAAAGGAUUUUAUCAAAUAAUAAUAUAUCUGAAAAAUCCACAGGCACAUUGUUAAAUAAAUUGUCUACAUUGAAUAAUAAAAAUAAACAUGGUCAAAAAAUAUUACCAAAGAAUAAUAUUAAUAUAAAAUGUAAUAUCAUGAAUCAUAAAGGUAAUAACAAUCCAAAUGAAUGCCCUAGUAAUAUAAUAACAAAACCUAUUUCUAAUGAUAAAGAAAAAAAAAAAAAAAAAAAAAAAAAAAAAAAAAAAAAAAAUUGUUAUGAGGACAUGUUUCAUUUUAAACACCAUCAAAAUAUUUUAAAUAAAAAAUAUACAUCAUCUUAUGAAUAUACAAAAAACAAAACAAAACAAAAUAAAGAAAAUAUGAUAAAUAAAAACGUAAAAAGCAUAUCACAAAAAAAAGAAAAUAAUAUUCAAUCCGUAGAAGCUACACAACAUAAUUUGCAACAAAUAAAAAAUGACUCAAAAAUCCAAAACAAUAAUAAUAUGUCAGAUGAAAAUAAUUCAUUUGUGUUGGAUCCAUUGGUAUCUGAUGAGAAUAAGCACCAAAAGGAAAUAAAAGAUGUUAAACCUAUAAAUGAUGAUGUUAAUAAAACAUCAGGACGUUUAAAUGAACAAACGAAUCUACAAAAUGUUACAAGCGAAAAGAAUAUGACAUACACUUCAAAGAGUAACCAUGAUAGUUUUAUAUCUUCAGAAAAUGAAAGGGUUAAAGAAUACUUAAAUAAAUGUAGAUUAAAACAAAAAAAUAAAAUAAAUACUGAACAAAAAAAUAAAAUAAAUACUGAACAAAAAAAAAGUGAGAAACAACCAUCUUUAAAUACCAUAACAAAAGAAAGUAGGAAUAGCAAAUUGAUCGGCUUAAAACAACAUAUAGACAUAGAAAUAAAGGAAAAUUUUAGAAAAGAACUGGAUGAAUUAAAAAAAAGAAAUAAUAAUAUUAUUUUAAAACCUUCCAACUUUUAUAAUUUUCCUAUGGAUACUAGUAGUAGUAAUACUAGUGAUAAUUCUGAUAAUAAUAUAUGCCAUAAAAAGGAAAAUAUUAACGAUAUGAAAUGUACUAAGUAUAAUGUAAAAACAAAUCCUUUAAAGGAAUCAACACUAUUAAAUAUAUCCUUUAAUUGUAUUGAUAAAAGGAUAACCAAUUUACAAAAUUAUUUGAAAAAUACAAAGAGGUAA
Molecule: messenger RNA, 2259 nt
Organism: Plasmodium falciparum 3D7
Lineage: Eukaryota; Apicomplexa; Aconoidasida; Haemosporida; Plasmodiidae
Source: RefSeq, a predicted model, not a curated record